Messenger RNA from Echinococcus granulosus, 738 nucleotides. RefSeq lists its product as hypothetical. Bases 1 to 738 code for a protein of 245 amino acids. NCBI's taxonomy places the organism in Eukaryota, Metazoa, Platyhelminthes, Cestoda, Cyclophyllidea, Taeniidae. The record is from RefSeq and is a predicted model, not a curated record. The transcript is spliced from 6 exons.
AUGUUAAUUCGGGUGCGACAUAUCGGUGAUACCAAGGUGCCCCGACGACGACCCCUUCACGCCUCUGAUGACACUGCUCGCCCUGUCACCACUGCAGUGGUGGUGGAGGCGGUGACGGCGAAUCACCAGUCAAUUCAGCAUGCUAAUGCGCAACGGUGCCUGAGGAUACCCCUGUCAUCUGUCCAUGUGCUGAGUCUUGCUCCUUUACCGCGCGCCAUUGGCUGGCCACUAGGACGAACAUCCAGCGUAAUCAUACCAAUCAAACUUCCAAGAGGGGGAGGCAGGGGCGAGCGAGACAAAGGUCUGCGCAGCAAUCGUCACCACGGUCCUCUCCUCACCUGGCUGACACCUCACCGUCACUCGUGCCGAAGCGCAGCUGCCAUCACCUCUCAGAGCCAUACCUCCCUACGCAUCCCCUUUCCUCUGUGCUCAGGUAUGCCUCAGUGGGAUUUCCUAGCAGAAGAUCUAUUUGACCGUCUAGAGCCGCAUCCACCAACACAGACCACCCGUCAGCCAGCUAACGUUACAUUGGUGGCAAGCAGCGAAAAUUUCAAAAAGGCGAUUUGUGUUGACCUCGCUAGCCAAUACGAGGCCGCCAGCUGGACCGAUCGAUAUUUGCGCCCCGAAUCAGCGUUAACUCAGCCUGACGCGGCCGCGUUCAAUUGUGCCCCAACCAGGCCGCCUGAAGGCAAGUCGACUUACGCUCUCUUUCCCUUUCACCCACCUAACCAGGCAUAA